Messenger RNA from Trichomycterus rosablanca, 1854 nucleotides. RefSeq names its product annexin A11-like. The record is from RefSeq and is a predicted model, not a curated record. Bases 105 to 1547 code for a protein of 480 amino acids. Lineage: Eukaryota; Metazoa; Chordata; Actinopteri; Siluriformes; Trichomycteridae. The transcript is spliced from 15 exons. Gene Ontology annotation, molecular function: calcium-dependent phospholipid binding; calcium ion binding. Gene Ontology annotation, cellular component: cytoplasm. Gene Ontology annotation, biological process: phagocytosis; cytokinetic process.
CGGGUUUGUGACGUCUUAAAAGGGGACACACCCAGUGUGUAAAAUCAAAUCAGAUUGUUCCACUUCCUGAUCUUCCAUCUACCUGCUUCUGCUAGAUUACCACAAUGAGCUACCCCGGAUACCCCUCUGGACCCGGCGGCUACCCACCUCAGGGUGGCGGUUACCCCCCACAACAGCAGCAACAACAGGGAGGGUAUCCCAGCUACCCUCCACAGGCUGGUGGGUUCCCAGCUGGAGGUGGAUACCCUCCUCAGGCGGGCGGGUAUCCAGGUUUUCCUGCACAGGGGGGCGGUUACCCUGGUUUCCCCCCUCAAGGAGGCGGAUACCCUCAAGGCCAGCCUGGAGGUUACCCCUCCAUGCCUUCUGGAGGUGGAUGGGGAGCUCAGCCCGGAUACGGAGCUCCUGGCGGGAUGCCGCAGGGCUUUCCUGGAGCUCCAGCACCGGGCCAACCGCAACCCAUGCCAGCUUACCCUGGUGCUCCUGCCCCAAACCCCUCAUUUCCCGGUAUGCCUGGCUUUGGAGGACCCGUAGCCCCAUCAGGACCCAGUAUGCCCGGAGCACCUGCAGCACCUGGAAUUCCUGCUGCUCAGAUGGGGUUUCGUGGCACUAUAAAGGAGUGCCCCGGUGCUGACCCUCUGAGAGAUGUGGAGGUUCUUCGGAAAGCCAUGAAGGGCUUCGGCACUGAUGAGAAUGCCAUCAUCGAGUUGUUGGGCAGUCGCUCUAGUAAGCAGCGAGUGGCCAUGGUCAGGGGCUACAAGACCACCUACGGAAAGGACCUGAUUAGUGAAUUUAAGUCUGAGUUAACAGGGAACUUUGAAGCUCUGGUUUUGGCGAUGAUAAAAACUCCGACUGAGUUCGAUGCCUCCGAGCUCAAGCACGCCAUGUCGGGAGCCGGGACGGAUGAAGCCUGUCUGAUUGAGAUUUUGUCUUCUCGCACCAAUGCUGAGAUCCAAGAGAUCAACCGCAUUUUUAAGGCUGAGUACGGCAAAGCUCUGGAGGACGCCAUCAUCCACGACACCUCGGGUCACUUCCGCAGGCUGCUGGUCUCUCUGUCCCAGGGCAACCGUGAUGAGAAUCCGAAUGUGGACAUGGCUUUGGCUAAGCAGGACGCUCAGAAACUGUAUGCAGCAGGAGCAAAUAAAAUAGGAACAGAUGAGUCUCAGUUUAACGCUGUUCUGUGUGCUCGCAGCAAACCACACCUCCGACAAGUGUUCCUUGAGUACCAGCAGAUGUGUGGGAAAGACAUCGAGAAGAGCAUCUGUAGCGAGAUGUCUGGAGAUCUGGAGGGUGGCAUGCUGGCAGUGGUGAAGUGUAUCAAGAACUCGCCUGUGUACUUUGCUGAAAGGCUGCACAAGGCCAUGAAGGGGGCGGGCACCAAGGAUCGCACUCUGAUCCGUGUCAUGGUGAGUCGCUCUGAGAUCGACAUGUUGGACAUCAGACAGGCGUAUCUGCAAAGCUACGGCAAAUCUCUGUACACUGAAAUCUCUGGUGACACAUCCGGCGACUACAAGAAGCUGCUGUUGAAGCUGUGUGGAGGAAGCGACUAACAGGGAACACCACUGCGCACACACUAUGAUGCCCCAUACAGCGCCACCUACAGGCAUCAGUGUGCACGUCUGUGAGUGCAGAUAUAAGCGCUGCACCCAGAUUUCAUGUUUAAUGAAGAGUGUAUCAGAGGAAUAGUGAAUUAUUGUUAUGCAGGAAGUUUAGUCCACCUAAUGGCCUUAUGUAGAAAUGUGUUUGUGCCUCAGAAGCAACGUUUCAUGAUAUGAAAAUAUAUAAAACAAUGUAUCCUUUAAUCGUUUCAUAAACAAUCAUAUAAUUAAUCACAAUAAAUGUUAAUGUAGAAUAGAA